AUGCAGAGGUCGCCAUUCGCUCCUGUACCAGCACAGUCUCCUCCACUUCACCAUCCUGUACCGCAGCAUGUGUCGACAGUCCCUAUGAUGCGCUCGCCGCCACCGCCGACUUCUCAAUCACAUCAUUCAGGAUAUGAUAAUCCCUAUCAGCCAGCCCCUGCCCAGGGGGGUAGCGGCACCUUUGCGCCCAAUUUUGGAGGCUUUAUGACCGAUCCAACGGCCCAAAUGGGGUUCCAAGUUGGCAAGACAGCGAUGAUGGCAGGUCAGGAAUACAUGGAACAAAAUUUCAACCGUUAUGUUUCGAUUCCGGCGCUUAAACACUACUUCAAUGUAUCCAAUUCAUACGUUUUGAGAAAAAUCUCCCUCGUGUUAUUCCCUUGGUAUCACAAGCCUUGGUCACGACAGCAAACUCGGAUGGCCACUGCGGGACCCGAUGGUCAAUUGCAACAGCAACAUUAUGCCUCUGUUUUCCUUCCCCCGCGUGACGAUCUAAAUUCGCCUGAUAUGUAUAUACCUACUAUGGCGUUCGUUACGUAUAUUUUGCUCUGCACUGUCAUGGCUGGGCUACGUGGCAGCUUCCAUCCUGAACUAUUAGGCUCUAUAACCACCACGGCUUUGGCUGUUGUGGUAUUCGAGAUCCUAUGUUUGAAGGUAGCCAUGUACAUUCUCAGCAUCAGCAAUGAUUCUCAAUUACUGGAUUUAGUAGCCUACUCCGGUUACAAAUUUGUUGGAAUCAUCGUCACCUUAUUGGGUGCCGGUAUCAUCACUCCGGGACGAGGAACUGCCAGCUGGGUAGGCUGGGUGGUAUUCAUCUAUACUUUCCUUGCUAAUGCAUUUUUCUUGCUCCGAUCGCUGAAAUAUGUUCUACUUCCCGACUCAACCGGCGAUGUGCCAAUGCGUGCAGGAACCAUGCACACUGUCGCCCGUUCCCAGCGCAAUCGCCGGACGCAGUUCCUCUUCAUAUAUUCCUACGUCGUCCAAUUCAUCUUCAUGUGGGUUCUCUCAAGAGAAGGGCCACCUGCUUCAAAAGCAGCUGCAUCCUGA
Talaromyces atroroseus is the source of this 1044-nucleotide messenger RNA. RefSeq lists its product as hypothetical. NCBI's taxonomy places the organism in Eukaryota, Fungi, Ascomycota, Eurotiomycetes, Eurotiales, Trichocomaceae. Gene Ontology annotation, cellular component: COPII-coated ER to Golgi transport vesicle; endoplasmic reticulum-Golgi intermediate compartment; endoplasmic reticulum membrane. The record is from RefSeq and is a predicted model, not a curated record. The transcript has 3 exons. Gene Ontology annotation, biological process: endoplasmic reticulum to Golgi vesicle-mediated transport. The coding region runs from base 1 to 1044 and encodes 347 amino acids.